AUGCAGAGCACACCUAAGAAAUAUCCUGUGGAGCGGAUUCUGAAGCAUAAAGAGAUAAAUGGCGUCAGAUGGUACCUCAUCAAGUGGGAGGGUUAUCCCAUUCAUCGAAGUACUUGGGAAACUGAGGACUACCUGGAUGUAAGGUGUUAAUUGCAAAUGCUUUUUCUACCAAUUACUUUUUUCAUUUUUUUUUCAAAAAAAUAUUUUCCUCGAAUGCAAGAGUAUAUUAUACACAUGUUAAAAAUUUUUCUUGUCUAUUUUUUUUAAUACUUCUCUUCAGGAAUGUCGGGAGACGUUGAUGGACUAUCAGCUGAGAUGGUUUGGGAAGACCCUUCUGCCCGCUAAGAAGAACAUGAAGUAUGGAACGUAAGUGGCUUUACUUGCAAAACCAAAGCAUAGCUACAGACCAAAGCAUAGCCUUCAAUGAGUUAUGUAAUUCAUCACGGCUAAUUCUCCUUUCAGAGAUCACUAUGUGCUCUUCGCCGAUGAAGACACGUUUACCCUUGACAGCGAAGAAUCCCGCCCCUUGCCGGCGUUCACAAAUCUGGAGACUCUUCUUAGUCCAUCGGAGGAAUCAUCUGGUUUUGAUUCAGACUCGGCACACACGAGUAAGAAGAAAUCAAAAAGAAGAUUCAAAAAGAAAAAGAGGGACACAUAUAAAAAGGAUAAGAAAGAUAAGUCCAAGCGAAAAUUGACAAAGAAGAGUCUUUACCAGAGGAAAACGAGGAAUCAAAGAGAACGGUUACGAGAAAAACAGGAAAUGAUGCCUAGUACAACAUUAAAACCAGAGCUCUCCGAACUCGAAAAUGAGGAGAUUCCAGUGAAAAAGCUGAGGAAGAAUAGGAAAAAUGGAUGUAAGAAGGUAGGAGAUUUUUUUUUCAAAACUAAAGACAGACAAAAUUAAAUGCAGAAAAAUCAAAAUGACAGAAAAAUAUUGAUUUUUCUGCAUAAGCUCUCUCAUCUACAUAAAUAGACUCAAAAUGUAAAUGUCCAUUCACGUCUUCUGUUUUAUGUUCUGGAUUAUGAAUUCGUGUUUUGAUCUACAGCGGGUUUAAUUCUGUUUGCAAAUUUCAGAUUUACAAAAGCGCAACGAAGAUUAAGAUGGCUCCAAUUGCAUUUGUUGCUGCUGAUGAUGAGGAACAGAUGGUGCCACAGGAUCCGUUCCAAGGAUCUCCAGAUAACAGAAGAACAGCGGCUCAUCGUCCUUUGGCUAGAGAGAGUUCGGACGAGAACGACGUGCCUUGCGACCCAGAAAUGCCUAGGAAUUCUCAACCGUCAUCAUCCAAUGAUCAAGUUGGAGACGUGAAUGUUCAUUUGGACAAUAACCGUGUAAGUCGAUAAUUUCAAUCUAAAAAUUUUAAACGUGUUGAGUGUUUUGGCGUUUCCAUAAGUCAAAAUUUCCAAAUUGUCAAAACCUUAUUUCUUUUUGGGUUUGAAACCACUUAAUUUCUUGAUUUCAGCGCGAUUUUCAUCCAGAGCAAAUGAUGGCCGAAGCCCGGCAAAACGAGCAAGAUAUUCCUCUGAUGGACCUUCCUGGAAUUAGCAACAUGUUGGAGGUAUUGCAACAGAUGAGAAGACGUAUGGAGGAAGAAAACGAUCUGAUGUGGAGAUACGAUGGCUCAACUGUGUCGAGAGAUGAGAUCCGUGAGGCGAUUCGAAGUGGCCGAGGAAUCCGGCAAUUCUUACCGCCGAUGACUGAUUAG
Messenger RNA from Bursaphelenchus xylophilus (pine wood nematode), 1703 nucleotides. The record is from the annotation of a GenBank genome assembly. NCBI's taxonomy places the organism in Eukaryota, Metazoa, Nematoda, Chromadorea, Rhabditida, Aphelenchoididae.